CGAUGAAGAUGUGUUUUCCUCGGGCUGAUGGCGAUGGCUUGAUUGGCGCUUCGUGUGUCUUGUCUCAAAAUUUCACCUGAUCCGCUGGCCGACCUGCCCCUGCGUUGGACGAGGAGCUCCGGGCUCAGCCUGGUCGCCACUCAUCCAUCAUGUGCGGACGCAUGGCAUGCGCCCUGAACAAGGCGUCGCUGUUGCACGCCUGCCAGUACCAGGACGAUGCCGGUCGCUACUGCAACCCCAAGUGGGUGGACCUGAACAGCCGCGGCGAGUACCGGCCAUCGUACAACAUCUCUCCCAGGAACUACCACCCUGUGAUGCUGAGCAGCGUUCACGUGCCCAAGGGUGCCAGGGGCCGGACGGGCCACCGGAUCAUGAUGAGCCCCAUGCGCUGGGGACUCGUCCCUUCGUGGUUCUCGGGUGAGCCGCAGAACUUCAUCUUCAACACGGUGAACUGCCGCCUCGAGAGUUGCAUGGACCGGCGCAGCUUCAAGGGCGCCAUCGCCGCCGAGAGACGCUGCGUGGUUGUCGCCGAAGGGUUUUUCGAGUGGAAGACCGAGGAGAACGGCAACAAGCAGCCGUACUACGUGUACUUCAAGCAGCCCCGGGGCAUCGACAUGACGAGGCGUGAAUGGGACGGCGUGACCGACGCGCACCAGCUCAUGCACAACGGGCACUGGAUCGGGCCACGCCUGCUCACCAUGGCGGGAUUAUUCGACGUCUCCACCUCCAAGGACGUCCUGUACAGCUACACCAUUCUGACCAUGGACUCUCCUCGCUAUCUGCAGUGGCUUCACAACCGUGUGCCCCUCAUCCUGGACGGUGAUGAGGCGGUGGCAUCGUGGUUGGACCCCAACUAUUCCUUCGAAGAGCUGACUUACUCGGUGCGGUGCCCGCCAAACCUGGUGUGCCACCCGGUCUCACCCAGCGUGGCCAAGGUGACCAACAACACGGUCGAGUGUGUGCUGCCUUACAACAACGGAGAGGAUAAGGGUCACAGCCAAGUGGUGGCCACGCCCAAGAAACGCGCUUCCAAAUCGCCCACUAAACCUGUCAAGAAGGCGCACAGGAGCCGCUCCCGGUCGACCGUCAGGUCGGCCAGCUUCCGCUCAUCCCGCUCUUCGUCGUCGAGCGUCCGCUCUCGCCACCGCUCCCGCUCCAGGAACGCGUCGGGGGCGGUGCGCAGACGCUCCAAGCCGCGCCACCGCGCAGCCUCCGACUCCUCCGAGCGCCGCCAGCGUAAGCACUCGCACAGACGCAGCGACUCGCACCGCCACGGCCGUACAUACUGA
Messenger RNA from Rhipicephalus sanguineus (brown dog tick), 1289 nucleotides. Its product is annotated as abasic site processing protein HMCES. The record is from RefSeq and is a predicted model, not a curated record. Gene Ontology annotation, molecular function: single-stranded DNA binding. Bases 150 to 1289 code for a protein of 379 amino acids. The transcript has 9 exons. NCBI's taxonomy places the organism in Eukaryota, Metazoa, Arthropoda, Arachnida, Ixodida, Ixodidae. Gene Ontology annotation, biological process: DNA damage response.